AUGACGUCGGCCAGUGAAUCGACACAGAGCUAUUACCUGCCCCGGGAAAUCGCCCUGAUGCAGUACAAAAGCGCAAAAUCCAAGGAUCCGGAUUGCUGGCUCACCUGUCGAGGCGUCGUUUACGAAAUUCACGAGUACAUCAAGUGUCAACCGCAAGGCUUCAUCAGCACCUUCCUCAUGGCUCACGCAGGCAAGGAUGUCGGCCACUGGUUCGAGCCUAACUUGCCAAAUGCAAAAGCAGUUCCACCGGUGGAUGUUGUUUGUACAGUCAAAAAAUGCUAUCCACCAGUGAGCAUAGACGGCCUUCGUCUUCGUCGCUACGUGGAUCCCGACUCGGGUAAACUUAAAUUCCUGCUGCCUUUCACAGUGCCUCGGCCACCCCAUACCAAGUUUGCGCUCGUGCCUCGGAGAUGCGACUGGGACAGCGGACCCGACCUCUCGCUAACCAUUCGAAGUCUGCCCAAGGAUCCCUGCGACGCGAAUGCCACGGCAGACGAUAACGUAACGGUACAGUGCUGGUCUGACUUGGAGCACAUCUUCAAUAGCAAGCAGUACCGGCGUGGCUGGGUGACAAAAAAUCCAAGACCUUGUCGGAUAACCAACACUCUAACGGGUCAAGGAGCAAUUAUAUCGGUCUGCGAGGAAGAUAGCAUCAAGCGGAUCCAAGAGCGGUUCAUGUUUUACAACCCACACUGCCGAUCGUACACCUGGAAGUACGAGGGAAAGGCCCUCGAUCUCGAUCUAACCCUGACCGAGAACGGCAUCCCCGACGAUAGAGAUCGGCUGCUGGAGUGCGGGCUACCGACCGACAACGAAUCUAUCUGCGUGCCUGAGAUUUUUUUGUUCUACAACGACGAUUUGACGGAGGGCGACUGGUCCUAGUAGUUCUUAUAACUCUCGAGAUAUAGAAGAAGAUGAAGAAG
This is a messenger RNA of Trichogramma pretiosum, 923 nucleotides long. RefSeq names its product cytochrome b5 domain-containing protein 1. The transcript is spliced from 4 exons. The record is from RefSeq and is a predicted model, not a curated record. Lineage: Eukaryota; Metazoa; Arthropoda; Insecta; Hymenoptera; Trichogrammatidae. The coding region runs from base 1 to 882 and encodes 293 amino acids.